Melanotaenia boesemani (Boeseman's rainbowfish) is the source of this 1811-nucleotide messenger RNA. It is a transcript of the gene zmynd10, whose product is annotated as zinc finger, MYND-type containing 10. The record is from RefSeq and is a predicted model, not a curated record. Lineage: Eukaryota; Metazoa; Chordata; Actinopteri; Atheriniformes; Melanotaeniidae. The transcript has 12 exons. Gene Ontology annotation, biological process: outer dynein arm assembly; inner dynein arm assembly; motile cilium assembly. Gene Ontology annotation, cellular component: cytoplasm; centriolar satellite. Bases 174 to 1511 code for a protein of 445 amino acids.
GAAGCUCUACCGCCCCUCCAUGGCUGGCAUUGCUCACUGCACUCAGCCAGUGAAAUUGUUUCACGGUCACCGUGGUAACCAACUGAUAUCGCCGACGCUUCUCUCUCAAGUACGUUCGCUGAAGUGGCAGACAGAUGCGAGCAGAAUCGUGUGGGGUAAUAUAGUUUAGCAAAAUGGACACGUCGAUUAUUUUUCCUGUCGAAGCAGAGGGGUUUAUUCAAGGUCUGCAAACUUUCUCCCUCAAAGAGGUGGGCUCUGAGAGAUGGUUCAGGCAACAUGAGUAUAUUGAGAAACUCAACAUGCAAGCAAUAAUGAAUGCUUCGGCCAUGCGUGAUGAGUUUGUCAAAGAGCUCCUGGUGUCAUUCGGGAAGGUACCUGUCCUCGUCCAUGAGAUGAUCCUUGUGGAGAUAUGGAAGCAGAAAGUGUUUCCCAUCUUAUGUCAGCUGCGGGACUUCAGUCCUAAGAACACAUUUCAUCUUUAUAUGGUGAUCCACCAUGAAGCUACAAUCAUAAAUCUGCUUGAGACAAUAAUGUUCCAUAAGGAUUCAUGUGAGGCAGCUGUUGACGCUCUUCUUGACUUAGUGGAUUACUGCCACCGUAAACUCACCCUGCUAGCUAGUAAAGCGACCAAGGAAUGUGGUUCCACUUAUGAUCAACAUAAGGUGAAAUCCUCUAUAGAGGAGCUGCAGAAGCAGAGUGCUGCUCUGGAAUUUGAAAUCUCCCUGAAAGCUGUUUCUGUGCUGCGCUACAUCACGGAUCAUACUGACAGUAUCAGUGUCAUUAAUAGUAUGCUGUGCACACACAACACGCCCUGUGUACUGGUUCAACUGAUAGACUCCAGCCCCUGGAGUCGCUGCAGACAAGGUGAGGUACAAAAGUACAUUAAUGGCAAAUGGCAGAAGAUUCCUGUUGAAGACCAUUUAAUGAUGACUAAACUGGAUGGUCAAGUCUGGCUUUCCCUUUACAACCUGUUACUAAAGGAAGACUGCCAACAAAAAUAUGACUUCAACAGUUUCAACAAGAAUCAGCUUCUUAAGCUCAGGGGGUUUUUGACAGAAGUGCUGAUUGAUCAGUUACCAAACUUGGUGGAACUUCAGCGUUUCCUGGCUCAUCUAGCUGUAACAGAUCCACCCCCUCCAAAAAAAGUGCUAAUCUUGGAACAGAUCCCAGAAAUAUGGAACAACAUUGUCAAAGAAAAUUCUGGGAAGUGGAAGGCAAUUGCUAAGUACCAAGUCAAAGAAACGUUCAACCCCUCUGAAAGUGACUUGAGACAACAGGCCAAGAGGCUGGCCCAGACAUACAACCUGGAUGUGAUGGAUCGUUUACUUCCUGAGAAACCAAAGUGUGGAUCCUGUGGUAAAGAGGCUUCAAAGAGAUGCUCUAGAUGUCAGGGAGAGUGGUACUGUCACAGAGAAUGUCAGGUGAAACACUGGCCUAAACACAAGAAAGUCUGCCAGCUCAUGGCUGAGACUACCGAGACGAUCCAGAGGGACCUGCAUAUAAUUGACUGAGAGGAAGACCGAGCAUGAGGCUGAUCGGAGAGAUAAAAAUCCAGAGGCAUUAGAAAAUGUCUAUGCUUUUGUAUGACGCAGAAACAUUUGUAAUGAACUUUCCUCUUUCUUUUAAUGCAUUUUUGAACCAUUAUAAGAUUUUCGUUUUGCUUCAAACAUACUAUGAUAGAGUUAUAAGCAUAUUUGUUUAAUGUUUUCCUCUUUUUUCACCCCAGUAACAGAGGAAGGAAGUUUUUUUUUCCAUUUAUUUUAAGAGAUUUAAGAGAUUUUAUACUUUGAUGUUGUAGUGCAGUCUAGAGA